Molecule: messenger RNA, 639 nt
Organism: Microthlaspi erraticum
Lineage: Eukaryota; Viridiplantae; Streptophyta; Magnoliopsida; Brassicales; Brassicaceae
Source: the annotation of a GenBank genome assembly
AUGGACAAGGCAGAGACAGAGCAAGAAGAAGAAUUCAGUGAAUGGGUAGUGAUACAAACCUCACCUACAUCCCCACCAACUGUCGCAUCCACCCCUCAAGACUCACCGAGAUCACAACCGAGCCAUCGCCGUGAAUAUCCACCGGAAAACGAUGACGAAGAAGAUGAUGCUGUUGUCCCCGUCGUCGGAGAAGAAGAAGGCGAAUCAUCCUCCACCGAGAAUCUCUCGCUUCCAUGGCGCGUUAUCGAGAUUUCCAAAAAGCGACUGAUCAAGGACUUCUUCCAAGCCGUCGAGAGAGUGCGAUAUGGUGAGAUGGUGGAGACGAUUGCAGGAAGAGAAGCUGAGAUUUCUGCUCCUUCUGCUCAGAGAGAAAGAUCAGAAAACAAAGGAACUUAUGGUAGAAGUUGGGAGAUUGAACGAGUUGUUAGCAUCAAGACGCAGAGUUCGAGUGGUUCGAAUCGUGUGACGAGACGCAUAUCAAACAAAGUAUCAAAGCUCAACUUCACUUACACGGAUUGGCUGGACGGUUCUUGCGGUGGAAGUGGUGUCGUCUCCGGUUACACAGCUCAGGGUGGUGCUAGUCCAUGGAACACAUUGGUAAUGCGAUCGGACAGUCUCCUCCUCUUGGCCCUUUUAUAA